This is a messenger RNA of Dunckerocampus dactyliophorus (ringed pipefish), 1334 nucleotides long. It is a transcript of the gene dcun1d1, whose product is annotated as DCN1, defective in cullin neddylation 1, domain containing 1 (S. cerevisiae). The coding region runs from base 94 to 837 and encodes 247 amino acids. Gene Ontology annotation, biological process: positive regulation of ubiquitin-protein transferase activity; protein neddylation. The record is from RefSeq and is a predicted model, not a curated record. Gene Ontology annotation, cellular component: ubiquitin ligase complex. Lineage: Eukaryota; Metazoa; Chordata; Actinopteri; Syngnathiformes; Syngnathidae. Gene Ontology annotation, molecular function: ubiquitin conjugating enzyme binding; ubiquitin-like protein binding; cullin family protein binding. The transcript is spliced from 7 exons.
GCAUAGUUGAAACAGGAACCCUUUUGUUGCUGUAACAACUUUACACGCGUUAGCCAGCUUGAUGGGAGGAAAAGGAGUCGGGCAAAGACAAACAUGAACAAGCUGAAGUCCUCACAGAAGGAUAAAAUUCGUAAGUUCAUGAUUUUCACUCAAUCCAACGAGAAGACUGCACUGGCCUGUCUGUCACAACAUGACUGGAAGCUAGAUGUUGCUACUGACAAGUAUUUCCAAAAUCCAACUUUAGACAAGAAGAAGCUCGAACAUCUAUACAGCAGAUAUAGAGAUCCCCACGAUGACAAGAUCGGCAUUGAUGGGAUUCAGCAGUUUUGUGACGACCUUGGUUUGGACCCAGCCAGUAUAAGUGUUCUUCUCAUAGCCUGGAAGUUCAGGGCUGCAACACAAUGCGAGUUCUCUAAACAGGAGUUCAUGGACGGCAUGGCAGAGCAGGGAUGUGACAGUAUAGAUAAGCUAAAAGCUCAACUACCCAAGAUGGAACAAGAGUUAAAAGACCAUGGGAGAUUUAAGGACUUCUACCAGUUUACAUUUAAUUUUGCAAAGAAUCCUGGCCAGAAAGGUUUGGAUUUAGAAAUGGCUAUUGCAUAUUGGAAUUUAGUAUUGGCUGGAAGAUUCAAGUUCCUCAACCUCUGGAACACGUUUUUAGUUGAGCACCACAAAAGGUCAAUUCCCAAGGACACAUGGAACCUGCUGCUAGACUUCAGCACAAUGAUCACGGAUGACAUGUCCAAUUAUGAUGAGGAAGGAGCAUGGCCUGUACUCAUUGAUGACUUUGUGGAGUUUGCACGGCCGCACAUUGGGACCAAAAGUACUGCAGUUUAAUGAGCACCUCUCAAACAGCCACACAAACAAGACAAAAGAACACAUGGACCACACUGAGCUGACAACUAUGUUGCCUUUUCAACCCUCAGGACUGAAAUAUUUUACACAGAAGAGACUUUAUAUAAACACGUGUGUGUGUGUGUGCGUGCGUGUUUGUGUAUGUACAAUACAUAUAUAAAAAAUGCAUAUCACUUUGUCGGGUAACUUGUGGUUUGACGCUUUUGACGACAGUAUUGGGCUUUUUUGUGGGCGCUGAAGCCAAGCAGAAAAAGGCACAGUGUCGGUUUCUGGAUGUGUUGGGCUCUGCUCAAAAAGUCGACACACGCACACACACACAUGUAAACAUUCUUUAAUGAUUUUUAAUUUGACUUUUGAUUGCAUCCUGAUUUGGUUUUAUGAAUGAUACAGCUCUGUGACUUGUCGGUAUCAAUAUAAACAUUGAUUGCAGUUUUGUUUCUUUAAACAUAAAAUAAAUGUUUCAAUUUGCUACCUUUAAA